Messenger RNA from Pseudozyma hubeiensis SY62, 1512 nucleotides. Its product is annotated as regulatory protein. The coding region runs from base 1 to 1512 and encodes 503 amino acids. The record is from RefSeq and is a predicted model, not a curated record. Gene Ontology annotation, molecular function: acyltransferase activity, transferring groups other than amino-acyl groups. Lineage: Eukaryota; Fungi; Basidiomycota; Ustilaginomycetes; Ustilaginales; Ustilaginaceae. The transcript has a single exon.
AUGAAGAGUAAGCCAGACACCGUCCUGUCCGGCUACAAGUCCACAUCCAUCCCGGUGCUCGACAGCACGACGGCCAAUACGGACAUCCUCGCACGCAUCGCUCUCACUUUUCCAGCCUCGUUGUCCCUGUCUCAACUGGAGGAUUCAUGGUAUGCGUUGGUUCGAGCCUGGCCAGUCCUGGCUGCACGAGUUCGACCUACGCCAUCCACUCCUUCGGGAUUGAGCUUCUUCAUCCCAACGCCGGCCAAGCUGGACGAACUGGAAAAACGAUCCCGCACCACGUCCAACCCUUUGGAGAAACACAUUGUCGUGCUAGACGAUUCAACGCACUCCGUCUCGGCCUACCAUCCGAUCGUCGGUCAAGCAGUGCAAUCUCAACUCGAUGACACGCAGAUCAGCAUCGGAUCCUCUCCGGAGAAGAAGCGGUUGAACGAAAGCACCUGCACCAACGCAUGUACGAGUUGGAAGCAGUUGCUCGCGACAGACCAGGCGUACGUGACGGCACAGGCGACUAAGUGGAGCGAUGCAACGAGCCUGUGCAUCGCGUUCAGCCAUACGCUGGGUGACGCCUUCGCUGUCAAGGACAUCUUCGCUGCGUGGGCGAAAGCGCUCAGAGGAGAGGUGGUGGCAGGGUUGGAUGGGGUUGGUGUGGACCCGUUUGGAAGGUUUCUUCCGCACGACGGAGAGAAGGUGGAAAAGCUGCCCCUGGGGUGGAAGAAGUUCGGAUUGGCAAACAAGAUCAAGUUGAUCAGUCACCUGCUCUGGGAUAUCCAGGUCAAGAGGCCGGAAAAGACGAUCAAGCAGUACUACGUUUACAUCCCCAAGAGUAAGGUCGAUGCACUAGUCGCGGAAGCCAAAGCCGACGUGAAACGCAUUCGAUCCGCUUCCACCGAAGAAGAAUCUGCUCGCGAGUACACGGUGAGCACAUUCAACGUCCUCUUCGCCUGGCUUCUGCAAAACCUCCACGCCGCCAACCGCCACCCUUCGCGACACAGCAGUGUGCUGUGCGUCGUCAACGCCAAAACCCGUCCACCCACCGGACACAUCCCCUCGGACUACCCGCAACAUCAGCUCUGGGGUGGAGCCUUCGGUGUACCGCUUCGAAGGCUCCUCGUCCGCGACUACGCUACCCUCCCACUCGGUCAACUCGCCCUCCACAUCAGGGUGUCGUUGAACGAGCAGAUCGCGCCGGACAACAUUCGGUCCAACGUCAGGAUGCUGCUGCGCGAGACGCUGUGGAAGAAACCCAGCGGUGAGAUGGUCUGGUUCUCCCCCGAGCCGCGCGACGAGUGGUGCGGGUGCACCGAGUGGAGGAGCGUCAAGUUUGGAGAUGUGGAGAUCGAUAAAUGCAGGCCGGUGGCGAUCUCGACGCAUAUGGAGAUCCCCAUGACGCAGAGGAACAGGUGGGCGCUGUUGGGCGAUGCGGGUGGUGGAGUGUGGUUCAGCGGUGGCAUGACGGAGACUGAGGCGAGGUGGAAGGAUGGAUUUGGGAGGUACAAGUGGGUUGGCUAA